AUCCCCCGGGAGCCCUGGCUUCCUGGGUGGGGGGCGCAGGGCAGGGCGGGGCGGUUCCUCCUGAGAGGCACCUGUGCACGGGCUGCAGGGACCCAUGCGGUGCAGAUGAGCCUCCUGGACACCGCGUCACAUGGCAGGGAGCUGUCGCUGCCAGAUCAAUGAUUAGGCAUGAAUCAGGCUGUGGCCUCGCUGCGCUCCUGCAGGGCUUUCUUUUGAAACUGGGAGCAGGGAAAGGCUCCUCUUGUAAAGGCCCAACUUUUUCCAUCCGUGGAGCCCAGAUUUUUGCCUGGUGACAUGAAUUAGCAGAGAGGACCGUGUUCCUUCCACAAUUAUUUCGCAGACGUUAUCUCUUCAUUAGAUGUGCCAGAAGCCAUUUAUCCACAAGUCACGUGAUUUAACAUAUGGCUCCCGUGUGGUUCCUGCCCGCUCCGUGUGGGCUACCGCUGGGAGUGCACGGGCAGGAUGGAGGGACACUCGGGGGGUGAGAAUCGCCACCUGGGAGCUGCCAUCCCCUCCACCAUCGGCCUCAGCUUCCUCUGGCGGGCAGGGUUGGGCUUGGUCCUGGUCAGCAGGGCCGCACCCCUGCCAGACCUGCACCACCUUGCCUGGCCUUUCCUCCCUGAAGAGGGGCACGAGCGGCAGUGGGUUGCCCCAUUUCCCAGGUUCCUUGACUCGGGACAAGGGAGGCUGAGAAUAUCUGCAGUGGCCUCGGGCUCUCCUCCCUGAGGCCCAUGGCUAACCUGGUUUGCAAAUCUACACCACCGCCUCCCCUUCAUGGAAAAAACCAGGCCCGAUGGGACCCCCGGCGUGGGAACUGGCAGCUGUAGGAUGCAUGGGUGUCAACCCUGCCUGCCACGUUCAGCUGUAACCAGAGCCGCCCACGGAGCCGGGCGCUGGGCCUCUGCGGGCACAGCCACUUAGCAGCCAACCUUGCUGCCUUGGGCUGGCCCCCUUGUCCUUGUGGGGAAUCUGAAGGUAGAGCAGGCUCCCCGACCCCCAGUCCUGAGGCUUGUCCUGGAAGGACCCCUGCCCCCUCCCUCAUCUCCCCUGUGCCUGAGUCUGUCCGGCUGUUCUCCUCUCCCCCAGCCCCAGUCCUGAGGCUUGUCCUGGAAGGACCCCCGCCCCCUCCCUCAUCUCCCCUGAGCCUGAGUCUCCAGCCGGUUCUCUGCCCUUGUAUUCCGAGUCCCAGGGCUCCUGUUUCCAGCCCUGCCUCGGACCGCAGGGUGCUGACCUGCCUUCCCCAGGUGCCAGUUUCUCAUCAGGGCGUGGUGCCCGCCCUUAUCCCCUGCAUGUGACAGUGGAGGCCCAGUCCCCAAGUGUGGGUGCUGACUCACAGGGAAGAGCUGCUGGGAGCCCUAUGACAGGUGUCCGCCCACCUCAGGGAACCUGUGGGUCCCAGCACAACCGGCGCUGUUGAGCGCAGGCGGCGGGCAGCCAGGCACCUGUUCAGAGCAAUCCCACGGGAAUGGCGGCCCCGCUCACACAGGCGCCGGGAUGCAGGGCUGAGGUCCGGCCUCUUUGGCCUACCCCCGUUGGCUCCGCUGCCCCAGGUCGAUGAGUCCCCUGUCAACGACAGCCAUGGCCGGGCUCCCGAGGAGGGGGAUGCAGAGGUGAUGCAGCUGGGGUCCAGCUCCCCCCCUCCUGCCCGCGGGGUUCAGCCCCCCGAGACCACCCGCCCCGAGCCACCCCCGCCCCUCGUGCCGCCGCUGCCCGCCGGAAGCCUGCCCCCGUACCCUCCCUACUUCGAAGGCGCCCCCUUCCCUCACCCGCUGUGGCUCCGGGACACGUACAAGCUGUGGGUGCCCCAGCCGCCGCCCAGGACCAUCAAGCGCACGCGGCGGCGUCUGUCCCGCAACCGCGACCCGGGGCGCCUCAUCCUCAGCACCAUCCGCCUGCGGCCGCGCCAGGUGCUCUGUGAGAAGUGCAAGAGCACGCUGAGCCCCCCGGAGGCCAGCCCCGGACCCCCAGCCGCGCCCAGGGCCCGCAGGAGGCUGGGCAGCGGCCCGGACAGGGAGCUCCGCAAGCCGGAGGAGCCGGAGAACGGCGAGCCCACGGCUGCGGCCACCGCCAGGAGGAGCAAGAGGGAGAGGCGCGAGGAGGACAGGGCCCCGGCAGAGCAGGUCCCGCGGAGCCCGGUCAUCAAGAUCUCCUACAGCACGCCCCAGGGCAAGGGAGAGGUGGUCAAGAUCCCCUCCCGCGUGCACGGCUCUCUGGAGCCCUUCCGUCCCCAGCAGGCCCCGCAGGACGACGGCAGCCAGGACCCCGAGGUGCUGGACAGAGAGUCCCGGGACCGGCCGUCCUGCGCGCCCUCGGCCUCCAUCCCCAAGUUGAAACUGACACGGCCUGUGCCGGCCGGCGCGGACCUGCCGCCCCCUAAGAUCCGCCUGAAGCCCCACCGUCUGGGGGACAGCGAGCACGAGCCCGUGUACCGGGCCGAGCUGGUGGGGGAGCUGAACGGGUACCUGCGGGACAGCUCGCCGGCGCCCUGUGCGGACGGCCCUGCCGGUGGGCUGGCGGACUUGUCUUCUGGAAGUUCGGGUGAGGACGAUGACUUCAAGAGCUGUCCCCAGGGUCCACAGGGACGCGAGGGCUUGGCUUUUCUCGUCAGCUGCCCUGAGGGGAGAGCGGACUGUGCCAGUGAGUCGGCGUGCAGCAGCGACAGCCUGGACGAGGCCAGAUCGUCCGGCUCGGAAGGGACGCCGGCAGACACGGGUGACCUCUCGCCUGGCCACGGCGCGUCAGCGCCCUCGGUGUCCAGAGAGGCUCGCCAAACGGUGCCGCCCCUGACGGUCAGGCUGCACACACAGAGCGUGUCGGAGUGCAUCACGGAGGACGGCAGGACUGUGGCCGUGGGGGACAUCGUCUGGGGUAAGAUCCAUGGUUUUCCUUGGUGGCCGGCGCGUGUUCUUGACAUCAGUCUCGGCCAGAAGGAGGACGGAGAGCCGUCUUGGCGAGAAGCGAAGGUCUCGUGGUUUGGUUCUCCGACUACGUCGUUCUUGUCUAUUUCAAAACUCUCCCCUUUCUCUGAAUUUUUCAAACUGAGAUUUAAUCGUAAGAAGAAGGGGAUGUAUCGGAAAGCUAUAACCGAGGCUGCAAAUGCCGCAAGACACGUGGCCCCGGAAAUCAGGGAGCUCUUAACCCAGUUUGAAACGUAACUGGUUCCCUGACCA
Molecule: messenger RNA, 3170 nt
Organism: Homo sapiens (human)
Lineage: Eukaryota; Metazoa; Chordata; Mammalia; Primates; Hominidae
Gene: PWWP2B
Product: PWWP domain containing 2B
Exons: 2
Coding region: 1614-3155 (513 amino acids)
Biological process (GO): regulation of cold-induced thermogenesis; chromatin remodeling; positive regulation of transcription elongation by RNA polymerase II
Cellular component (GO): nucleus
Molecular function (GO): NuRD complex binding
Source: RefSeq, a predicted model, not a curated record